AUUCCAGAAUUUGACAACUUAUACUUGGACAUGAAUGGCAUUAUCCAUCAGUGCUCACAUCCAAAUGAUGAUGAUGUUCACUUCAGAAUCUCAGAAGAUAAGAUUUUUGCUGAUAUUUUUCACUAUUUGGAAGUACUAUUUCGCAUUAUUAAACCAAGGAAGGUUUUCUUCAUGGCAGUUGAUGGAGUAGCUCCAAGAGCAAAAAUGAAUCAGCAGCGUGGGAGACGUUUUAGAUCAGCAAAAGAGGCAGAGGAAAAAAUAAAAAAGGCAUUAGAAAAGGGAGAAACUCUGCCUACAGAAGCCAGAUUUGACUCCAACUGUAUUACACCAGGAACUGAAUUCAUGGCCAGAUUGCAUGAGCAUCUUAAAUAUUUUGUAAAUAUGAAGAUUUCCACAGACAAAUCCUGGCAAGGAGUAACAGUCUACUUAUCAGGCCAUGAG
This is a messenger RNA of Balearica regulorum gibbericeps (East African grey crowned-crane), 441 nucleotides long. NCBI's taxonomy places the organism in Eukaryota, Metazoa, Chordata, Aves, Gruiformes, Gruidae. The record is from RefSeq and is a predicted model, not a curated record.